UUUUUUACCUUUUACAAUUAUGCGUAUAACUUUAAAAGGUAUUAAAUGCACAUCAUCAAUCCUGAAACUGAAAGCAGCUGUAACUGUGAACACCUAAUCACUAACCUGCUGCCAAAUUCCAUAGAGUUAGUAAGCCAUCUCUUAUCAGCCUCCCCACUCACACUUCUCUUUAAAGCACACACAAACUUGUUACUCAUGUGAUAAAGAAGCAACAGCUCAGCUGAGGAGAGCCUCCAGAGAAUUUCCAGGUUUUCAUUGGCUUUGAGGAGGAAAGAAAACACCGGCAAGCCAGGGGAGGAGCAAACUAAGGUGUGGUUCCUCUGCAGGUAAAAAAAUACUUCACUGCCAUGGUUAGUUGAUCUAACCAGUAACGGUGGUGACACAGCAUGAUACAGAGACAGAAGAGUCCAGGAGUUACGUUCAAAAUCAUUAUUUUAAUAUUCUUUGUUGCUCCAAUUUUUUGUCGGAACUGACAGAUAAAAGUCAGUUAACCGCAACUGAAGUCCUGUUAUAAAUUUUUUAAGUGAAGCAACAUCCUGUAAUUUUUUUUUCCACUACAUAUGGGGAAGGACAGCAACACCCAUCUAUAGACAGGAGAGUGUUAACAUGCUAGAAAGUGGCUUUGCUAAGGGAGGACAAGGAGGACAAAGUAAGGAAAUGAAACUGGCAGAAAGCAAGAGAUGGUGUCGUUGGUCAAGAUGUCACGGCUGUUUCUUCAUUCUGGUGUUGACUGUAGUUGUGUUUUAUUACAACACAAACAUUAAGGAAAUGGCACAUGACUGGAGCCCUAAAUGGUGGAUGAAAUAUAAUGCAACAAAAUGGUUUAUUCCAUUUAACAGUCACAAUAACGUCUUUCCCAAUGUGAGUGAUCCCAGCACUCCUGGAUCUACACCUGAACUGACCACUGCUGCUGGAUUGACAACUGUAGAAAACUUGUCUACAUUUCCUCAAACUGAGAAUAUCGCUGAAAUAACAUCAAGAACCGUGGCAGACAGGAAUACACCACACCAAACUGAAAACUCCUCACCGGUGACUCAGCAGAUAACGCAGAAGAAGAAUGUGAAGCCAACACCUAUCCCUUAUGUAUCUCCGGGGCCGUACGUAGUGGAAUACCCCUAUGACUACCACUUCAUUAUAAAUGAGUCAAAGAAAUGUGAGGAGCAGAAGCCUUUUCUGGUUCUGAUAGUUCCUGUGGCGCCCAACAACAAGGCGCAUCGUGACAUCAUCCGAAGAACAUGGGGAAGUCAGAGUGAAGUACAGGGUAAAGUAGUGAAGCUGUUCUUCCUGCUGGGGAUGCACAGUGGAGAUGGAGUCGAGCAGGUCCAGGAGCAGGUGCAGCAGGAGAGCAAAGAGCAUCAAGACCUGAUCCAGAGCAACUUUGUGGACUGUUACAAGAACCUGACCAUCAAGACCAUGAUGAUGCUGGAGUGGCUGGACUCCUACUGCUCCGACGCCUCCUAUGCCAUGAAAAUUGAUUCGGACACGUUCCUGAAUUUGCCUCUUCUUAUCAACAUGUUGUCAAACGCUCCAAAGACAAACUACAUGACUGGACUUGUGGCGGGAAAUGCUGCAGUCCUGAGAGAUCCCAGCAGUAAGUGGUUUCUGCCUUUGGAUCUUUACCCUAACCCGCAGUACCCACGGUAUGCUUUGGGCUUGGGAUACAUUUUGUCUUUAGACCUCCCUAAAAAGCUAGUGGCAGCAUCCAGGCAUGUGAAAGCUCUUUACAUUGAAGAUGUGUAUUUGGGGUUAUGUAUGCAAUACUUGGGCUUAUCUCCCACCAACCCCCCAAACUGGGGUUAUUUUAUUGUCUCUCCUUUGCAGUACAAUCGCUGUACUUUUUCCGGGUUAGUAGUCUGCUUGUUGGCUGAUAAUACUGAUCGAUUGUGGAUUUGGAAAGACUAUAAUAGACCAGGGCCAUACUGCUGAUCUUUAAAAAAAAAAAAAAAAAAAAGGAUGUUCCGGCUAAAAA
Thunnus maccoyii (southern bluefin tuna) is the source of this 1969-nucleotide messenger RNA. RefSeq names its product beta-1,3-galactosyltransferase 5-like. The coding region runs from base 607 to 1926 and encodes 439 amino acids. Gene Ontology annotation, molecular function: N-acetyl-beta-D-glucosaminide beta-(1,3)-galactosyltransferase activity. The record is from RefSeq and is a predicted model, not a curated record. Lineage: Eukaryota; Metazoa; Chordata; Actinopteri; Scombriformes; Scombridae. The transcript has 2 exons. Gene Ontology annotation, cellular component: membrane.